This is a messenger RNA of Besnoitia besnoiti, 1974 nucleotides long. RefSeq names its product transmembrane amino acid transporter protein. Gene Ontology annotation, molecular function: amino acid transmembrane transporter activity. The record is from RefSeq and is a predicted model, not a curated record. The transcript has 8 exons. Gene Ontology annotation, biological process: amino acid transmembrane transport. The coding region runs from base 1 to 1974 and encodes 657 amino acids. Lineage: Eukaryota; Apicomplexa; Conoidasida; Eucoccidiorida; Sarcocystidae.
AUGCCGCCAAGCAAUGGCUCAGCCCCUGCUGUAGGGACUUCACACACCCCUUCUUCGCACGCGUCUUCAUCGCACUCCUCUUCUUCUCGCGCCUCUUCACCGCAGUCCUCUUCUUCUCGUGCCUCUUCUCCGCAGUCUCGUGGCUCGGGUGUGGCGGCCUCUUGCGCGCCGUUCGCGGAGGCUCUUUGCGCGCCUCCAGCGCUCUUUGCGUUCCCCGAAGAUCGCGAGGCGCCGACGCCUUCGCCUGAGCCGCGCGCGGCGCCUUCGUCGAUUCCCUGGCAGCGCCGCGCGUUCUCUCCCAUCGAGAGAGGCUCCGUGCGCGGCUCGAUCUUCACACUCGCGUCCUCCUGUCUCGGCGCUGGGGUGCUGGCGACGCCGUACGCGAUGCAGGAGUGCGGCUUGGCCGUCGGUCUCGCGUUGCUCUGCCUGCACGCGUUUGUCUCGUUUUUCACGACUUACAUCCUCCUCACAUCUUCGAAGCUCUUCCGCACCAGCACCUACGCAGACUUGGCGCACCGCGCGGUGCCUGCGCUGCCGCGAAGUCUCGUCGACAUGAUCAUCGUCCUGAACGGCCUCGGCGUCUGUCUCUCCUUCCUCGUCUUCCUCGGCGACUUCCUGCCCGCCUCCCUCGAGAGCCUCGGGCUGCUCCCGCACGCCACCGACUACCGCGGCCUGCUGCUCUGCGCCAGCAUGGUCGUCAUCGUACCGCUGUCUAUACAACCGCGGCUCUCGGCGUUGCGGCACUUUGCGUUUUUCCCGGUUUGCGCGCUGCUGUUUUCGCUCUCCUGCGUCGUCUACCGCGCGGGAAGCCUCAUGCAGGAGCAAACGAAUCCAGUGGUGCUGGUCAGUUGGAACUGGAACUUCUUCAAGUCCUUCAACGUCUUCCUCUUCGCGUUCAUGCAACACGUUAACGUUUGCCCCAUUGGCCGCGAGCUGCAGAAUCCGUCCGAUCCGCGCGUGUAUAAGGUUUCGUUGCGCGCGGCGGCGUUGGAGUGGUGUCUGUACGCGCCGAUUGCGACGAUAGGUUACUUGUCGUUUCGCGGCAACAGCAAGCAGAACUUCAUGAUGAACUACAGGACCGACGAUCGCCUGAUGCAUGUCUGUACGUUCCUGCUUUCGUUUUCGAUGAUUCUCGGCGUGCCCCUAACGGUGAUCCCGACUGUGGAGUCGCUGUUCAAUCUCAUGGCGCUGCCCGCGGCGGCGCCGCCCGCUUCAUCCGCCGCGGCCGCCGCAGGCCUCAGUGCGCGCCCGGGGAUGAGUGCGCCGCUUCUGCUGCACGCCGAUCGCAGCGACGGUGCAUUUGUCAUCGUGGCGCGAGACCGGGGAGACGCCUGUGUCGACCAGGCAGAGGAGAAAGAAGAGGACGCGCGCAGAGGCUGCGAUAUCGUCGCAGCCUCUGAAGCUCCCGGCGGCGGGUGCGGCCUCGCGCCAGUGGACGAGGAAGCGGCACACGACCCAGAGCGAAGAGACGUAGACCCUGCUGGCCGCGACGCGCUUGGCGCAGAGGAGGAGGCGGCGGCGCGCGGCGGAGGGCGCGUAACGGCGGGCGCGGCGGGGGGCGGCCUCGCGGGCGUCGCGCAGAGCGUGUUGAGGAACCGAAAGAUCUGCGCAUGCGCCUGUCUCUACCCCGUGCUUCUCAUGGCUCUUGUCACCGACAAGGCUGCAGACGUCGUUGGGCUCUUGGGAGGUUUCUUCUCCACUCUCCUGAUGUGUGGCCUCGAGCUGUGCGGCAGUCGCUCAACGGGCCGCCGCGCGUGGGCGGAGGUGUGCGAGGAGAUUCCCAGCGAGGCCAGCGCGCUUCCUUCGAUUAUCUUCUUCCGCGGCAUCGGCAAGCUCUACUACAAGCCCGCGACGAGGACGGCCAUCUUCGUGUUUCUCCUCGCUGUGACUUGCGUCGGCGCGCUCUCCUCCGUGCUGAUCAUCCUGCAAAACUUCGGCGUCUGCUGCCGUCCUCCGGAGUCGCCUUUCAACUGA